CCUCCGUACGGGACGGCCCGGCUCCACUUCCGGGCUCGGGGAUCGGGUAUCGAUCCGGGCGGGGGGCGGGGGGCGCGGGAGCAGGUGGCUGCGGCGGGCUCAGCGGGGCCGCCUGCCCGGGCGCCCGGACGGCCCUCCCGCCGCCUUUGUCGCCAGCGCUUCCGCGGCGGCCGCUCCUCCCCCAGGUCGGCGCGCGCUGCCGGCCGGACUUUGCGCCGCGUCGGGCGCUGCUGCUGCUGCUGCUGCUGCUGCUGGCGGUGCCGCGGCUGCUGGGGCUGCUGGGGCUGCUGGUGCCGCGGGGCCGCGCUCGGGGCCGGCGGCGGGCGGCGAGGGGCGGGCGGCGAGGGGCGGCCGGGACCCCGGCCCAACAUGGCUGAAGUCACCAUCGACCAGUCCAAGCUGCCCGGAGUCAAGGAAGUGUGCCGAGAUUUUGCUGUUUUAGAGGACCACACCCUGGCCCACAGCCUACAGGAACAAGAGAUUGAGCAUCAUUUGGCAUCGAACAUUCAACGGAACCGUUUGGUCCAACAUGAUCUCCAGGUGGCUAAGCAGCUUCAGGAGGAAGACCUGAAAGCUCAGGCUCAGCUCCAGAAGCGCUACAAAGAUCUUGAACAACAGGACUGUGAAAUUGCUCAGGAAAUCCAGGAGAAGCUGGCUAUUGAAGCAGAAAGACGACGCAUUCAGGAGAAGAAGGAUGAGGACAUAGCUCGCCUUUUGCAAGAAAAGGAGUUACAGGAAGAGAAAAAGCGAAAGAAACACUUUCCAGAGUCUUCUGGAUCCAGUGCUUAUGGAGAUAGUUACUAUUAUGAAAAUGGAGACCAGCCACAGUCAAGGAGGGCAAGGGAAUUGGGUUCUGGAGUCUCAAGGUCAUGUAGACUCCAAAGUGAUGGAAACAUUGUGAAGCAAAGGAACAAGAAACUCAAACAUCCAGUGGAGAACUUGGAAGAACUAGAAGAUCAUUGUUCAUCAGGGAAAUUUCUGUCAUCCCGUAGCUUGGGCACAUUGAGGGCCAAUCCCCAAAUUGACAUUGAGCAGCGUGAAAGGAAACGGUCUGACCAUGAGAGACGUCGGAGACCUCCGCUCCCCAAGAUCAGUGGUGAGGUGUUUCUGAGUACUGGAUUUGAUGACGGGGAAGCUCACAGUAGCCAUCGAACUUGGAAUUGGGAAAAACAAUCCAGACACCAAGACCGGCUUUCACCCAAGUCUUCACAGAAAGCAGGGCUUCAUUGCAAGGAAGCUGUAUAUGGGAGGGACAAUGGGCAAGGGGAGCACAGAGAAAGGAAGCACAGGCCCAGGACCCCUCCCUUCCCAGAGAGUGAGGAACAGCUCCAACUCCAUGACACAGGAAUGAAGCCAAGAGUGAUGAAAGAAGCUGACUCUGCUCCGUCGCGAGUGGCCCACAGGGAUCAGGAAUGGUAUGAUGCUGAAAUUGCCAGAAAACUGCAAGAAGAAGAAAUUUUGGCUACCCAGGUGGAUAUGAGAGCAGCUCAAGUAGCCCAGGAUGAGGAAAUCGCUAGACUUCUCAUGGCUGAAGAAAAGAAAGCUUACAAGAAAGCCAAGGAGCGGGAGAAAUCAUCUUUGGACAAAAGAAAGCAUGACUCUGAUUGGAAGCCAAAAACAAGUAAAUCAGCACACUCAAAGUCAAAAGAGAGUGAUGACCCUCAUCGUUCUAAGAAUGACAGGCCAGCACGGCCACCACCACCUACCAUGACAGCGGCUGAAGAUUUGGAUUACACUCAUUUUACAAACCAGCAUAAUUCCACACGUCAUUUCUCAAAAUCGGAAUCCUCUCAUAAAGGUUUCCAUCAUAAGCAGUAAAACCCUAGGAAUCUGCCUUGAGAACGGACUCACUGUAGCAAACAUUACUGGAUAUACAGAAUGCGUUCCACAUUCAUUUUUUUCUUUCCUGUGUUUGUAUUCCUGGGAUUUAUCUUCAAGAGUUCUUCUGACCAUAAAUAAUUUUAAUUCAUUUAAAAUGUUUUGGUUAUUCUUGAUCACUUGGGCAGUACAAGAAAAUCUAGCUUCUGAAUAUUGGCCUCCUCUCUGCUGCAUACACUUCCUGGGAUAUAGUAUCUAAAAGCUCUGUAAAAUGUCACUUCUGUUAGGUAUGGAGUACUGGUAUCUAGACACUAGGCUUUAUUUAGCAAUUAGAAUUUUGUGGAGACUAUGAUCAGAGUAAAACAAUGUUUGGAUGCAAUGCAGAAUAAAAGACUAUAAGAAAUAGCUUUCUUUGUGCAUUAGUAUAUGGCAUAUUGAAGAAAGAACCUGUUGUUUUCUGUAUUUCUUAGAAAUUUUUUUUAAAAAAUCACAACUAUAAAGUGUUAAAAAAAAAAAACUGGAACAAUUGAACCAUGUGGUUUUGUAUAUCCUUAUAAGCUUUCUUGGGAGAAUUGGCCCAGAUGUCAUUCUCUGACACUUUCUCUGCUUCUGAUUAAUAGCAAGUCUUUCUGAGGCAUCUGGGCAUUGGGCAGAUUAUUAGUAUUUAUUGGCAAAAGUUUAAUUCUAUGAAAUUUUAACUCAAGUCUGUGCAGUCAACUGAAAGUGAAAGAGUGAAAAACUUUGUAUCCAUUCUCUUAUUAUACUUUUAUAUGGAGAGCCAAGGGAGGUGGAAUUAGAAAAAAGUUUAUGUAAGUAAUGAUGCCAUCAAUGCUCUCUGGACAUAGGUUGAGAAGUUUUCCUCUUGCUUAAAAAAGUAAAGCAAGUAUUUGUUGGCAACCACUCAAAAGAUAUUUUAUCUGUCAAUAAUCAGAUUGAUUCAACAUAAAGUUGAAGUGGAUAAAAUGGUUCUUUAUCCAGGUACAUUGGAUUCCUUUGUACAGGACCUUUGAAGCCCUCCUUGAGAAAUCUAGUCUUUGUCUAGCCUCUAACCUUGUGGAAAUGCUUAUCUUCCCAUUCUAGUUAGUUAACAUAAAUGGCAAACAUGCUGUCUAUAUAAAAGUUUCCCUUCAGCUUGACUUUCCAUUAUUUUUUAUUGUGUGAAUCUGACAUUUCUGACAUUCCAGUAUGGUGUUUGUUUAGGAAAGAAAUACAUAGGUGACUAGAGAAAAGGUUGUAAAUCCAUUCUUUUCCCACUGGGAACUGACUAUUGUUUAGCCUUAUCUUUGCAGAUAGUCUUUCAAUUGAGGCAAUAUUCAGGAAGCUAUUUAGAAUAGUUUCUCAGAGUGGAUUUGGGUCCUUUCAUUUUGAGAAAGAGCUUUAGUUCCUAAAGUUUUUGGAUUGCAGGAACUUGAGUAAAAGGUGCCUAAGAGUCAAGUUUUAGGGAAAUGAUAAUCUAGAAAGAAGCAAACCCUAAAAGAGUAAUUUUUGAGAAAAGGUGAAAGAGAAAACAAACAGGACUUUGAAUGACACAGAUGAAAUGAAUGAGGCAGAGUCCUCAAUUAAAUAGGCAAGGACACAAGGGAUGGAGGUCCUAGCCUUAGUCAAAUUCUAGAGGGUGCUAUCAGUAUCCAAAGCUUAGGCCUUGUUGACUUCUAGUAAUGCUAUAUUUUUCUUUGUCUGCCCUGUGAUUUUGUUUCAUGUUUUAAAAAGCUUUUUUUUGUGUGGUAACUUUAAAAGAAAACACAAUGUAUCUUUAUUUUGAUAGGCAAAUGUGCAACAUCAUUUGCCAUAUUUUUAUUUCAUGAAUGUUUAUUUUUCUAUCUCAUACAAUGAUCAGAUUUACUUUAAAAAUUCUGCAUUUGUCUUGCUUCUCAUGUACUCUAUCCAAUCAUAUUUAUUAUUGUAAAAUGCUAUUGAGGUAUUUUCAUCCAAAAAAUGUUAGGCCACUUAACAGUUAAGUCUUGGAUAUUAGCGCUUCAGCUGUCUUAGUGAGCAGCCAGCGGUGAUAGUUCCCUGUGACACCCAAUUCAACAUCUGUAUUGAACAUUUGUUACUUUUUUUUCUUUAGGUUUUUUAAAAAUUAGAAUUUUAAGAUAUUUUAUUUUUUUUUGUAAAGCAAACACUUUUUAAAGAGUAUCAGAGUAAUUCUUUUCUUCUUAUUAGUUUAAUCCUUUUAUUCUCACUCAAAUAUUAUAAUUAUUAUUUUUAAGACUAUAGAAGUAACUAACAACUGUAUUUAAAGGAACUGCCAAACAUUCUUCACUGUGUUCUCUGCUUAUCACUUUGUUAUUUUUAUAUAAAUGCAGAAAUACUUUAUUCCUCUUUCUACCACUGGAACACACACAAUUUAAUUUUUAGGCCCACCAUGUAUUAUGCUUUAAUGUUGCAAUGUAAACUAAUAGGCUGGCCUUGGAAAUUCUUUCUGUCUCCGUACUUCUUUUCUCUGGAGGCCCCAUUAACACUAGUAUUGCUGAAUGAGCACAGUAUGUUAUGGAGCCUUAUCAUGAGGCUACUGGAUGUGUACACCCUCUGCCCCCAAUCUAACUUUUUGUAACUUGUUGCCUAGAAGUAAGGUCAGACAAGAGUCAUGUUAAAUGUUCUGAGUUGGAAAAAAUUUGUAGUGUGAAGCCAUUGUUAGACAUAAUUAUUUUACGGAAGACUGGACAGUUGCUACAUAUGCUUUAACAGGACAUUGAGAUUUUUUAGAAAGUGACUUUGCAUACCUUUGAAUUGUUUUUUCUCAAGUGACUUUACAACAACCAGCAACAGAGUAAUGUAAACUGCAAAAAAGACUUAUGGUCUUUGAUCAUAGAGAAACACCUAAAUUAAAAAGAAAGAUCUGGAUAGAUGUUUCCUGGGAGGAAAACCUUUUCAGAUUUGCAAUGGCCACUUGGAUCUAGAUCAACAUAUUCCAAGGUAUGAUCUUGGACCUUGUAUUCCACUGAACUCACUCUAGAAAAUUGUGAACCGGACCCAUUUUCCCCUUUUCUUCUCUACUGUGGUCUGCAGCCGAACUGGAUGAUGAAUAAAUUCAUUGCUGAAUUUGUCCACACCUUUCCAUCGAUGUCAGGACUUUUCAGUAUAAAUAUAAUUAACUUUUAAUGGAUAAUUAUUUUUCUUCAAUACUGUCAGAUACUCUCUAAUUUUUGUCUUGUGCCAAAUUGUUCUUUAGAAACACCUGCUAUAUAAUAUGGUGCAUUCAGUUUACCACAUCAGUGGUUAACAUUUUAGGGCCUUGAUUUUUAAUGGGUAUUGCCUUUGUAUAAAAAUCACUUUGGGGGAAUAUCAGGAUUAUUCAUUUAUUCAUUGAUGAUUUUCUUGAAAGAUAACCGGUGAUUGGAUGUAAGAUCUUCCCUCUAAGUAAAGGAGUGAGACCGCCGUGCAAUCAGCUUUCCCAGGGACUGAGAACAGAGUAGAACUUGCACUGAAAGGAUUUUUUCCCUUUUGGGAAAAGAGUAUUUGUGUAGGGAACAUUAAUGUGAAAGGAACACCGUUCAGGUAGAUUUCACCAUAUGUAGUGUGCCAUGUUCUCAUAACACCGAAUUUUUAGAAACAAUCAAAAUAACCAAAACCUGUUCUUUCAGCUGAAAGGAAAAAACAGAUGUUUAAGGUACUUUGUCCCUUACUUACUGCUCAUAGUCAGAGAAGUGACUAGAUCAAGUGGUCUCAUUUUCUUUUCCUAUCUGGGUAGUACCUGUGAGUUUUAAAGCCAUAACUGUUUACCUUACUAUUGAUAGAAUCCUAUUUUUCAAAGCCUUUAGCUUGGAACAGGUAAUGUGGUCAGGGAGGAGCAAACUAGAAGACUGUCCUGAUAAUGCUGCACAAUGGGGCACAGGGUCAUCCAAACUCCUGGUCAGAGAAUCUCAUUCAGCCCUGAUGGUGCUUACAGUUAUUAAAGGGAAGAGUCAAGGCUGUUGUUGCUCCUGCCAUUUAAUUGUUGUUACAAACCCUGAAAUUUACUUCCAGAGAAGUAAAAAAGGAAAUGGUAAACUAGGAAAAAUUCACUUCUGACAGAGUCACUUUUCUGAUGAGACUUGUACUUUUUGCUUGCAAGGUCUUGAGGAGCAGUGUUGCCUUAAAUUAGUUUGAUUCUAACCGAGGUCAGUAUACUGUACUUCCUGUAUGUGAAUGUCAACUCUCCAUUGAGAUCUAAAAUUCACAGGUGAUCACAAAACAUCCUUGCCGUCAGGAACUCUGGAUUUCCUCCCACUGAGCUGUGGGGGACCUGUACACUGAUAAAUACAUCAUUUCAUUGAGUUGCCUCUCAAUCUCUGAACAAGCAGUGGCAUGACCAAAAAAGGCUGGUAGAGGGAGAGGGAGAAUUUCCUAGCCAGAUUUUUCAGGUUAUCGUUUCCUGAAUAACUGAGAGUUGACUGUCUAUUCUAUAGUGACCAUGUAGAAGAUACUUCCAAACAUUGUGUUGUGUAGAAAAGUCACUUAUUAUUGUUUUGUGAGAAUUUCACCAACACUCUUGUGUUUUUAAGUGCAUACCAUUGACAGCAAAAAGGGAGAAAACCAAACAAAACAGGGACAUUUACUUGAAAUGAGGGAUCUUUGAUGGGAAGAGUGUUUCUAUUUUGUUACUUUUAGGACAAAAUUAACCAGGAAAACUGCUGUGGUAAGGGAGACACCAGAGUGUUUUUGUAAGGUCGUGUUUGAUGCCAUAAAUUGACAGAAUCAUCUAAGUAAUCAUGUUGAUUUGUUGAACUGUCUAGUGCUGGAAACCGUCUUGUUCCUCUUUAUAUUUGUGAAUACGGCCUAGAAACAUGUUCUGAAUGCAUUUCAUAUGCUGUUGUUCAUUCUCAGCAAACUAGAGGAUGCUUUUCUCUUUUUGAGUAACUGUUAAUAGCAUAGUGAGCCAGCACUGUGCUGGUUUCAGCAUUUCAGAUAAGGACAGGAUUAAUUGUGCAUCUUAGUUAGUGCCCUAUCAUUCAUUGUUGAGGUUCGCAUAUAAAGAACAGGAGAAUUGAAAGACAGGGUUUUUGAGUGACAUGUCCUUCACAAAAGAGCAAGGACUAAUAGCAGUAAAAAGACAGUUAAGAAAAUACACCAUUACACAUUGCAUACUUAGGGUAUGUUUUUGUUGCACUGAAUUUCAGACCAUAACUGCUAAAAUAGUUUCUAGCUAUUAAAUUUAGUAAGAGGGUUUUUGAUGUCAGAAUUUUUUAUUUCUGAUUGAAUUAGCCCCUGAAAUCACCGUAGGCUAUAACUUCAGCUCUUGCUAUAAACUGAAAGCCAAAUGCCCUUUUUCAGAAGUAGCUAUAUUUUUCACCUGCCUCUUAAAGGCAGCCCAAUAUUUGUUUCAUGGGGUAUUAUAAAUAAUGAGGAGAUGCAGUGGGAAGAUAGCAUAUUAAAAUGGUGUUCCACAAUGAGAAUUCUCUAUAAUGGGGUUUUCCUUUAAAAGAAUCCAUCCCGGCACAGUAUUAUAUUUUGAAAAGGUGCUGAAUUAUAAAAUACAAGAGUAUGCUCAUAUAAGUCAAAUUGCUUAGGAAAUUAAAGGUGGUGCUAUCAUUUGUCUUACAAUUUGGAAAAGUACGUUCCUGAGAGAGAUAAUGCAUAGUGCCCAGGCAGUUUCAGAUUCUUUGGUGAGAAGCCCUUUGGGAUCUGGAAUGUGGAUAUGUUUAAAAAAUGAGUGAAAUAUUAAUCCAAGUGCUCAUCAACUUGUAGCCAAGCCCCAGAAGGAAAGGCAGCUUUGAAAUAACUACUUCAUGGAACUGAACAGAACCUUAAUGGAAUACAGUUGUCUGUCUGAGGACAGAAAACGAAGAGGCCACCUCAUACCACAUGCCUAUUUAGAGAUUAGAUGAAACUGUGAGGGAUACUCUGUGGAUGCCUUAAAGGUGACUGGUGUUGAGUACUGGUGGGUAUGUGUGCACCCAUCUGGCCUAGGCCGACGGAAACUAUUUCCGUUCACCUUCACACAGCACAAGCUGUUCCUGCUCAUAACCUCAUUGAGGAAAAUGAGAAACAUGGUGCUGGUGACUUCCGUGUGUCUUGGGAGGUGAGGUGGUAAUGUCACUCAGCACUCUCCAGUGCUCAAGCCUCCCCCUUAAAUGCCAGUUCUACAUCUACAUUAAUUCAUCUAUGCAAGCUUGUGUUUUCAUGGUUUGUUUUAUACACAUUUGCCCAUUUGAUUCUUUAAAUAAUCAGGUCUACCAUUAAUAUUAUGAAUAAUUUUUAAACCAAAGUAUGUAUAUGUUUGUGUGCUUGUUUUCCUGGAUGGUUUGAGGCAAACACCAAUCUUGUCCUUCUCUCUUAAUAAAGUCAUCCAUUUGUUAAGUCAA
Messenger RNA from Nyctereutes procyonoides (raccoon dog), 8102 nucleotides. It is a transcript of the gene CCDC50, whose product is annotated as coiled-coil domain containing 50. The record is from RefSeq and is a predicted model, not a curated record. Gene Ontology annotation, molecular function: ubiquitin protein ligase binding. Gene Ontology annotation, cellular component: cytoplasm. Lineage: Eukaryota; Metazoa; Chordata; Mammalia; Carnivora; Canidae. The transcript is spliced from 12 exons. The coding region runs from base 370 to 1818 and encodes 482 amino acids.